AUGACCUCCACAUCGUCUUUGGGAAGCAAGAUCCUUGCACUGUUCACCCCUCAGCCAGCAUCGAGCAUCGGCAUCAUCCUUGAUUCCGAUCCAGUCUUGCUGCUGGGAUUCACUACGUCUGCCUCGUCUACUCUUCUUCGCGGAAGGGCGGUACUGGAACUCCUCGAGCCGACGAGGAUCCAAGAGGUCUUGGUGAGGUUCAGAGGUCGAGCCUCGGUGCCGUCCGUCAGCGAAUCGUUAGGCGACGCUGACCACAAGUCGUACGAUGUGUGCUUGAAGAGCUGGUCAGUCUUCAGAGCCACAGCUGCCGGCGAUCUACUUCAGGCGGGGACAUACACCUAUCCGUUCAACACCUUCAUUGGCGGAAGUCUUCCUGCAUCAACCGUCGAGUCAGCAACUUCCGGGUCCUAUGUCACCUACACUCUACAGGCCACAGCCGUACGCUCUCAGCAGCGAUCGAACCUUCAUCGAAUGAUCACCGUCCCAGUCCUGCGCUUUCUGCCGUGCGACUCGCUCGCAUUCUUUCAAUCGCUCGACCAUGAAGCGACGAUCCCAGGCCAGCUCUCAUACACAAUGUCGCUACCACACAAGGCAUGGGCUGCUGGAGACACCCUCUCUGCCAUCUUCCGCGCCACGAUAUACACGAGGAACGUCUCUAUCCGCGCCGUCGAAACAUGCAUCACACAGACGCGGCGAAUGUUGCGCUGCGGAGACUGGGAGCUGCAGGUAGAGGCGAUCGCGCGUGGGCUACGCAUGAUGCACCGUUCUUCCGCAGAGCACUUGGAACGCGAGAUCUCUCUUAUCCUCGAUCUCGCUAUACCAUGCUCUGCGUCUCCCUCGCACUCUGUCGCGCCCAUCUACGUUGAGCACCACGCAGAGUGGACGAUCACCGUCGUCGACGCGUCAGGAAGGGCCCAAGACCAUCAUUGUCGCCUGCCUCUACACAUUCUCGAUCGUCAACUUCUACGCGAAACGGUGGCCGCUACACUUGCUACCCGCCUGAAAGCUUUCAGCGCGGGCUCAGGGUCACCCAAUGGUACAGUCGAACUUCCUGAGGUACACACCCCGCCCAGAUACCAGGCACACGUUCACGAUAGAAUCCCGAGGUCGCAGGUUCUACCAGAUGGGACGGCGGCAAUGCAGGGCACAGCGCCGUCAUACAGUGCUACACCCUCAUACGAGGUUGCAGUGAGAGGUUCCCCUAGUAGCUUACCGCCAUUAGAGUUGCUACAGCAGUUGCCGAGCUAUGCGGGCGGUUCGGAGCCGAGACUCGCCGGGCUCGCAAGCGAGCUCGCCGUCAUCCGCGUCGCAGCCGAGAUGGAAAUUGUCGGAGUGAUAUAUCAGGCCAGGCGGCGCCGGAUAGCGAUUGCUGGUCGAAUGAACACCGCCCCGUCCCCCCCUUCGGGUGCGCUCUGCGCACGAGCUUCUGUUACUAUCUCCGCGCCGGUGAAUAAGGUCUGGGAGACGCUUCUAGACUUCCCUUCUUACAAAGAAUGGGAUCCGUUCAUCCGUUCGCAGGUUCUAGUUGAUGCCAGCGGCGCCCCACUUUCUUCGCAAAUCCCGGUCGAAGGCGUGCGGAUAGCUCAAGAGAUCCACCUACCAUCGCUCUCCUCGUCUAACGCCGAUCCCUCGGUAAACCACUCGGUCGAGGUUCUUACACAUGUCAACCCCCGCACGCAUACCCUUGCCUGGCGCCUCUCCUCACCCGCGCACUGGCUCUUCUGGUCUGAGCGGUGGCAUGUUGUUCGCACCCUGAAACGUGGUGCCAAGGCUGAAGGCGAAACGACUGCGGUUGAUUUCUGGCGUGGUAGCGAGAGGGUGAAUUGGAGGGGAGAGGAGACGGUGUACGAGACGUGGGAGGUGCUCGGUGGUAUGCUGGCGCCAGCCGCAUCGUGGUUCAUACUGGCGAGGCUUCAGAGGGGAUUGGAGGAGAGCGCGUAUGCGUUGAAGGCGAGACUGGAGAAGCCCAAGGAGUGGUCGUGGGGUUGA
Peniophora sp. CBMAI 1063 is the source of this 1989-nucleotide messenger RNA. The record is from the annotation of a GenBank genome assembly. NCBI's taxonomy places the organism in Eukaryota, Fungi, Basidiomycota, Agaricomycetes, Russulales, Peniophoraceae.